Molecule: messenger RNA, 2111 nt
Organism: Pseudophryne corroboree (corroboree frog)
Lineage: Eukaryota; Metazoa; Chordata; Amphibia; Anura; Myobatrachidae
Gene: TOB1
Product: transducer of ERBB2, 1
Exons: 2
Coding region: 403-1347 (314 amino acids)
Biological process (GO): regulation of gene expression
Cellular component (GO): nucleus; cytoplasm
Molecular function (GO): transcription corepressor activity
Source: RefSeq, a predicted model, not a curated record
UGACACUGCCUGACCCACAUUUAACAACACUUUAAAUCAUUGGUGUUCGUGAGCACUAAUCGCAAGGCGGUAUUUAGCCAAUCAUCUGACGUCACUCCCCCGCCCUCUAUACUGACACCUAACAUGACCAAUAGCAACGCUCUAGUUUACGACUAUCGCUUUACAAUUGGCUAACAGCGCACCAUCGCGCCCUCCCCCAGUUCUCAGAAUGGCGGAGACUCCGUAUAAAUGAUCUACCUGACAGGCGACAGGCUGGAGUGAAGUACGUCGGUCGGAGAGGGGGCAGGGAUACGCGUAGAAUCCCCUCGGACGGCAGUGGUUUCAACGGGAAAAAAAGGUUGAGCAAACAUUCCCUCUGCCAUUUUGACAGUCUCUUAAUAUUUGUCAAAAAUUAAGACAGAUAUGCAGCUUGAAAUUCAAGUAGCAUUAAAUUUUAUAAUUUCAUAUCUGUAUAACAAACUGCCACGGAGACGAGUCAAUAUAUUUGGAGAAGAGCUGGAAAGAUUAUUGAAGAGAAAAUAUGAAGGCCACUGGUAUCCUGAUAGACCUUAUAAAGGAUCAGGAUAUAGGUGCAUACAUGUAGGAGAAAAGGUUGAGCCUGUCAUUGAGCAAGCAGCCAAUGAGAGUGGUUUGGACAUCGAUGAUAUCCGCAGGAACCUUCCUCAGGACCUAAAUGUAUGGAUUGAUCCUUCAGAAGUCUCCUACCAGAUUGGCGAGAAGGGACAAGUAAAAGUACUCUAUGUUGAUGACAACAAUGAGAAUGGAUCAGAACUGGAUAAAGAAAUUAAGAACAGUUUUAAUCCAGAAGCCCAAGCAUUUUUGCCAAUUACUGACCAAUCUUCUCCUGUAUCCAGCUCUCCAUCGCCUCCUUUUGGUGACUCUGCUGCAGUAAGUCCAACAUUUAUGCCUAGAGCUACUCAGCCUUUAACCUUUACAACUGCCACUUUUGCUGCCACCAAGUUUGGCUCUACCAAAAUGAAGAGCAACACCCGUAACAAGAUAGCAAGAUCCUCACCAACACAGUUCAACUUCAAUGUCAAUAACUUGUUAAAGCAGAGCAGUAUGUCGUCCUCCAUGCACUCUUUGUAUGGCCUUGGCCUUACUAAUCUCCAGCAGAAGACUUCUGCCCUCUCUCCAAAUGCUAAGGAAUUUAUCUUCCCUGGUGUACAAGAUGAAGAAAGGCCUGACAAUGCUCUAAGCCUUGGCCCUCUACCAUACAGUAAUGCCUUUGACAUGUUUUCUGCUUAUGGUGGUCUCAAUGAGAAAUCGCUGGUGGAUGGGUUAAGCUUUAGCCUGAACAAUGUGCAGUAUACUAACCAGCAAUUCCAGCCGGUUAUGGCUAACUAACCGGUAAUAGAACUGCUUAUAUAUCCAAAGUAUUGUACAAGCUGCAUGAACCCAAGGUGAUGAUUUUAUUCCUUAUUUCCUCAGCUUGUAGCCCUCAUACAUUCAAGGUUGGUUGCAUAAGCACAUACAGCUCUUUAUUUUAUUUUUUCAGAUAAGUGCAAACCUACUUUGUGUUCACUACAUUUUUUAAGGAAUAUUGCCUCUUACAGUAUUUAGAAGCUAAUUAUUUUUUUCUAAAUUGAAACCAUUGGUAUGUAUAAAGUAUGCACACAAAGCUUGGAUUACCCCGCUCACCUACAUGUUUGGGAGGUGGAUGUGUGAAAUUAUAUUGUUAAAUGUAUAAAAGGGGAUUAACUUUUCCAACUCUGUAUGUGUUUUAUAUAUAUAUAUAAAUAUAUUUACAUUAUACAUUUCAAGAUUUUUACGGAUCUGUGAUUCUUUCAGCAGCUUUAUGUAGAAUUUUUUUUUUUUUUUUCCAUCUGGAAACUGUAAAGUUCUUGAAACACCAGUUGUUCAAAAAGUUUAUCAGAUUAUUCCUCACUGUACCUUAUAAUAUAGAGGGAUAACUGUAAUUUCAGAGUUGUAUUUUCUGUUACAAAUAAGAUUUUUGCUAUAUAAGAUGGAGAUAUGUAAUUGUAACUUUUGUAUCUAAAUUGUGCAAUACUUGAUAAAAGAAAUGUUAAAGUAUAAAGUCAGUGUCUUACAUGUUAAGAGCUGAAAUAGUUUAUAUUUAGUUUGUAUUAAAAACCUUUUUUUAAAUUAAA